AUGAUGAUGAAUUCAUCGAACGGUAAUAUGAACCCGUCUUCUUCUUCAUCGGGUCCUACACAGUCGCAAGGUCUCAAAACCUAUUUCAAAACCCCUGAGGGAAGAUAUAAACUUCAAUUCGAGAAAUCUCACCCUGCCGGUCUUCUUCAAUUCAAUCAUGGCAAAACCGUUUCUCUGGUAACAUUGGCACAUCUUAAGGAGAAGCCAGCGCCUUCAACUCCAACUGCCUCGUCUUCGAGUUUCAGUGCCAGCAGUGGGGUACGGUCAGCCGCAGCUAGACUGUUAGGAGGAAGUAAUGGAAGCCGGGCGCUUAGUUUUGUUGGUGGAAACGGUAGUAGCAAAAGCAAUGGAGUGACCGGUAGGAUUGGUUCGAUUGGGACCUCGAGUUCGAGUAGUUCUGUGGCUAAUCCAAAUUUUGAUGGGAAAGGGUCUUACUUGGUUUUCAAUGCCGGGGAUGCAAUUUUGAUAAGUGAUUUGAAUUCUCAAGACAAGGACCCCAUAAAGUCUAUCCACUUCAGUAAUUCGAAUCCCGUGUGCCACGCAUUUGAUCAGGAUGCUAAGGACGGGCAUGAUUUGCUCAUAGGCUUGUUCUCUGGCGAUGUCUACUCAGUGUCACUGAGACAGCAAUUGCAGGAUGUUGGCAAGAAGAUUGUUGGGGCCCACCAUUACAACAAAGAUGGUAUUCUCAAUAGCAGUCGUUGUACGUGUAUUUCUUGGGUGCCCGGAGGUGAUGGUGCUUUUGUUGUUGCUCAUGCUGAUGGGAACUUGUACGUAUAUGAAAAGAAUAAAGAUGGUGCCGGUGAUACUUCAUUCCCAAUCCUCAAAGAUCCAACUCAGUUUUCUGUUUCUCAUGCACGGUACAGUAAGAGUAAUCCUGUUGCGAGAUGGCAUAUAUGCCAGGGUUCAAUUAACAGUAUUUCUUUCUCAGCGGAUGGGGCAUACUUGGCAACUGUUGGACGAGAUGGUUACUUGCGAGUGUUUGAUUAUGCAAAAGAACACCUUAUAUCCGGCGGGAAAAGUUAUUAUGGUGGUUUAUUAUGUUGUGCUUGGAGCAUGGAUGGAAAGUAUAUUUUAACGGGAGGAGAAGACGAUUUAGUUCAAGUUUGGAGCAUGGAAGAUCGCAAAGUUGUUGCAUGGGGUGAGGGACAUAGCUCGUGGGUAAGUGGAGUGGCUUUUGAUUCAUAUUGGACAUCACCAAAUUCAAAUGACAAUGGAGAAACAAUUAUGUAUCGAUUUGGUUCAGUUGGUCAGGAUACACAAUUGCUUCUAUGGGACCUGGAAAUGGACGAGAUUGUAGUGCCCUUGAGGCGUCCCCCUGGUGGAUCCCCAACUUUUGGAUCCCCGACUUUUAGUGCUGGAAGUCAGUCAUCCCAUUGGGAUAAUGCAGUCCCAUUGGGUACCUUGCAACCUGCUCCAAGUAUGCGGGAUGUUCCAAAAAUCUCUCCGCUAGUUGCCCACCGUGUGCAUACCGAGCCACUUUCUAGCUUGGUAUUUACCCAGGAAUCUGUACUUACAGCCUGCCGGGAGGGACACAUCAAAAUCUGGACAAGACCUGGCAUAGCCGAGAGCCAGCCAAGCAACACCGAAACUCUGUUAGCUACCAGUCUCAAGGAGAAGCCUUCACUUUCUAGCAAGAUCAGCAGUUCUAGCUACAAACAAUAA
Molecule: messenger RNA, 1662 nt
Organism: Lathyrus sativus (Indian pea)
Lineage: Eukaryota; Viridiplantae; Streptophyta; Magnoliopsida; Fabales; Fabaceae
Source: the annotation of a GenBank genome assembly